Messenger RNA from Alnus glutinosa, 1930 nucleotides. Its product is annotated as AAA-ATPase At3g28580-like. The transcript is spliced from 2 exons. NCBI's taxonomy places the organism in Eukaryota, Viridiplantae, Streptophyta, Magnoliopsida, Fagales, Betulaceae. The coding region runs from base 188 to 1915 and encodes 575 amino acids. The record is from RefSeq and is a predicted model, not a curated record. Gene Ontology annotation, molecular function: ATP hydrolysis activity; ATP binding.
UUCGCCGACCGGAGGCAAAGCCGACUCCUUGAAAGAAAGGUCAAAAAGUUUUGCUCUUAUUACGGUAGGUAGAAGAAAUAAAAAGGAAACACCCGAAGACCCCCUUGUUGACUUCUCUCAUAUAAAGCCGAGGAAAGCCUUCAUUACCCUCAACAAAAAAAACAUCAAGAACAAGAAUCAUCCAAACAUGUUGCCGGCGGCAGUGGCAACCAUGAUGGGGAUCAUGACUAACAAGCAGAGAAAAGGAAGGAGUGCACUAUCAGGGAUGUGGGCAAAUCUGGGCUCUACCAUAGCCACCUUCAUGUUUGCGUGGACGAUCAUCCGCCAAUAUUGUCCCCUUAUGCUUAACGGCUUCUUUGAAAAAUAUACACGCAGACUCAUGGGCUACUUCUAUCCCUAUCUUCAGAUUUCCUUCCACGAGUUCAGGGGAGGAAGGUUCGGGAGUAGCGAAGCUUAUGCGGCUAUUAAGGCCUACCUCAGCGCCAACUCUACCAAGAACGCUAAAAGGCUCAAAGGCGAGAUGGGAAAAGAUAUUAGCAGCCUGGUGUUGAGUAUGGACGAGGACGAGACAGUCACCGAAAUUUUUCAAGGCGCUGAAGUCUGGUGGCUGUCAUCCAAACUUGUGUCGAAAACAAGUUCUGUCCCACAUUAUCCUGAACCGGAGAAAUGGCUCUACGCGAUCACGUUUCAUAAGAAGUACCGUGAGAUAAUCACCGAGUCAUACUUGGAGCAUGUUCUGAGCAAGGGGAAGGAGAUUAUAUCAAGUAAAAGGCAGAGGAAGCUCUACACAAAUACUUCUAAUGACAGGUAUUCCUUCCACAAGCAAGCCAUGUGGAGUGAUGUCGUGUUUGAGCAUCCGGCAACCUUUGAAUCGAUGGCGAUGGAGCCGGAGAAGAAGCGGGAGAUCAUUGAAGAUUUGUUGACUUUCAGCAAGAGUAAGGACUUCUACGCAAAGGUUGGGAAGGCGUGGAAGAGGGGUUAUCUACUUUAUGGGCCCCCGGGGACUGGGAAGUCGACGAUGAUUGCAGCAAUGGCUAAUUUGUUGAACUAUGAUGUCUAUGAUCUUGAGCUCACGGCAGUGAAGGACAACACGGAGCUGAGGAGGCUUUUGAUCGAGACGACCAGUAAGUCUAUCAUUGUGAUUGAGGACAUUGAUUGCUCACUUGAUCUUACUGGUCAGAGGAAGAAGAAUACAGAGAAAUCUUCAGAUGAUGAGAACGAGAAGUUGAAAAAAGAAAUUGCCAAGAAAAAAGUGAAGGAAGACGGCAGCAAAGUCACUCUUUCAGGGCUGUUGAGCUUUAUUGAUGGGCUGUGGUCUGCUUGCGGAGGAGAGAGGCUGAUUGUUUUCACUACCAAUUAUGUGGAGAAGCUGGAUCCGGCACUCAUAAGAAGGGGUAGAAUGGACAAGCAUAUUGAGCUCUCCUACUGUAGUUUUGAGGGGUUCAAGGUGCUUGCAAAGAAUUACUUGGAUUUUGAAAUGCAUCCCAUGUUUGAUGCUGUUGAGAGGUUGAUGGGGGAGACCAAGGUCACUCCUGCUGAUGUUGCGGAGAACCUUAUGCCAAGGUCCUCACUGGAUGAUGCAGAGACAUGUCUAUCGAAUUUAGUACAGGCUCUCGAGGAAGCGAAGGAAGAUGGGGCAAAGAAGGAAAAAGCAGCAAAGAAGAAACACGAAGACGGGAAAGAGAAAGAUACGACCGUGGAAGAUGCUGCUCUCGAGGAAGCGAAGGAAAAGGGAGCAAAGAAGGAAGAAGCAGCAGAGAAGAAACACGAAGCGGGAAAAAGAAAGAUACGACAGUGGAAGAUGCUGUUGAAUCUCAAGUGGACGAAGAAGCUAAAUAACGAUUGUGAAUUAGAAAUAGCACAAUUUGGAAACAAUUUUCGUGUAAAAUAUUCCUGUGGCCAAGUGCCAAUAUGAUGGGGUUAUGGUUAA